This is a messenger RNA of Mercurialis annua (annual mercury), 998 nucleotides long. RefSeq names its product superoxide dismutase [Cu-Zn] 2. The transcript has 6 exons. NCBI's taxonomy places the organism in Eukaryota, Viridiplantae, Streptophyta, Magnoliopsida, Malpighiales, Euphorbiaceae. The record is from RefSeq and is a predicted model, not a curated record. Gene Ontology annotation, molecular function: superoxide dismutase activity; copper ion binding. Bases 73 to 510 code for a protein of 145 amino acids. Gene Ontology annotation, biological process: removal of superoxide radicals.
UUACCCCUAUAAUCAAUUAUCCGGAGAUAGGCCAAGUUGAGAAGAUCUGAGGAGACACUUUCAGCAGUGGAAAUGGCAACAGCAACCAUUAAAGCGGUGGCUCUCAUCACCGGAGACGCUCAUGUUAAAGGCUCUCUUCACUUUAUUCAACAACCCCACGGGCCUACCCAUGUGACUGGGAGGAUUACAGGUCUAUCACCUGGCCUCCAUGGCUUCCAUAUUCAUGCUCUUGGUGAUACCACCAAUGGCUGCAUUUCAACUGGACCUCAUUACAAUCCAUUAAAGAAAUACCAUGGAGCUCCUUUCCAUGAAGAGCGUCAUGCAGGCGAUCUGGGUAACGUUAUUGCCGGUUCAGAUGGAGUUGCUGAUAUUUCAAUUAAGGACAUGCAGAUACCACUGAGCGGGUCACAUUCCAUAUUAGGACGGGCUGUUGUUGUGCAUGCUGAUCCUGAUGACCUUGGGAAAGUUUCAAUAUCAGGUUGUGGCUCUAAAUACAGUCCUACACUUUAGCCCUUUUUUCCGCAAGUUGAAGGGUGGAACUUGUGGUGUCACUUGCCGAUAGGUUUUUGUUCAAGUUCAUCAUCUAACUGACUCAUGUUGAUAUUAAUGGAUCUAAUUAAAUAGAAAAAUAAUUUACAUAUGUUUCGAGUAUGGAGUUUAGUCAUUCAAUACAUCCUUCAUUUCGAAAACGCAACCUAUGUAUAUGGCUAAAUCAUAGGAUCCAAAAAAAAUUCGAGGAGAGGAUUUUCAUUAAAUUGAGAUGAAGGGGAAAUUUGUUACUGUUUGUUUCUUUAUGUGAAAGAGGACCGGAAAGGUGAUCGUGAUUUGUGUAGCGUUCUUUGCACCAUUAUAUCUUCAAUAAUCAGGGGUUUAUCAUAAUAAAUUGCUUGGUAACUGAAUUGUUAUUUUAGACUAUAUGAAUGUAAUGAAUCGGAGGAUUAGAGGAUUCUGAAGUACUGGUUGGACUUCAACCACAAUAUUAAAGGGUUGUACAUGCA